Molecule: messenger RNA, 631 nt
Organism: Dalotia coriaria
Lineage: Eukaryota; Metazoa; Arthropoda; Insecta; Coleoptera; Staphylinidae
Product: RNA polymerase II transcriptional coactivator-like
Exons: 2
Coding region: 146-505 (119 amino acids)
Biological process (GO): positive regulation of transcription initiation by RNA polymerase II
Cellular component (GO): nucleus; transcription regulator complex
Molecular function (GO): transcription coactivator activity; DNA binding
Source: RefSeq, a predicted model, not a curated record
CAACAACGCUGAGGCUGAGGUAACGAAUUCGGUUCAUAUCACUGUCAGCUGUAGUGCAGUGAAAUCGCGCUUUUCAAUCUUCUCUCCUUCUUGUCCACUGUUUGUCUUAUUGUUAUUGUAUUAAAUAUUAUUCGAAAUACCAAAGAUGCCUAAAGCGACCCGAUCCAAACCGCCAAAAGCAAGCAGCAGCGACAGUGAUUCUGGCCCGGACGACCCUCUGCCACUGAAGAAGGUGAAGAAAGCCCCAGCCAAGCGAGAAUCGGUAUCGUCGCCUACAGGAGCCGGGGCUCCCGCGGGCGAAGAAAACUCUUGGCCACUCGGACGCAAUCGAUUCGUGAAGAUGGUCGAGUUUAAGGGUAGAAACUUUGUUAACAUCAGAGAGUAUUACUCUGCAGAUGGGGAUCUUCGCCCGUCCAAGAGGGGCAUCAUGCUCACUCUAGAGCAAUGGGAUGCACUGAAGAAAUGUGUUCCUGAGGUUGAUGAGGCCAUCAAAAGGCAUGUCUAGGGUGUCUGUGUUAAACAUCUCAUUUUUUAUUGUUCAUUUUAAUAUAUGUAGUCUAUGAAACUAUAUAUUUUGAUACACUUGUUCUACAUUCAACAUUGUAAUUAAAUAAACCUAUUUCAAUUAGUA